Messenger RNA from Labrus mixtus (cuckoo wrasse), 4699 nucleotides. Its product is annotated as zinc finger protein 37. NCBI's taxonomy places the organism in Eukaryota, Metazoa, Chordata, Actinopteri, Labriformes, Labridae. Gene Ontology annotation, biological process: regulation of transcription by RNA polymerase II. The transcript is spliced from 3 exons. The record is from RefSeq and is a predicted model, not a curated record. The coding region runs from base 340 to 2019 and encodes 559 amino acids. Gene Ontology annotation, molecular function: RNA polymerase II cis-regulatory region sequence-specific DNA binding; DNA-binding transcription factor activity.
AACCAGGUUUGCAGACAGACAGAAGCUUGAAAUGGGUGAGUUGCCGCUGAGGGGUCAUGGUUGCAAAGAUUGAGCGCAACACUUUUCGGACUUGAAUCAGGUGCUGUCAGAGCAGAUUUCUCCUGCAGAGACACUUUGUUUUGCAAGAGUCUGGUCUCUCUUUUUUUUUUUUUUUUGUGUCCGACUGACGUUGAUAAAUUCAAAGCUAGGAAGCUAACGCUAGCGGGAGCAGCCAGGAGGCCCAGCAGAGCUCUGAGUUCACUUCAUUCUGCACAGUAAAGGUUUGCAUAACCUGUGGACAUUAAGUGUGUUAAAGCUACCUUCCUGCAUUAAAAAAGAAUGACUUCCAGGAGGACAGGCUAUGCUGGCAGCAUGGAUUCACCUCAGGCAAACAGCGGCAGCAGCUCGGUCCACAGUGGAAACCGCAAACAGAGCAUAAUCAACAUCCCGGACAGGACCGGGGCAGAGUCCUGUUACGAUCGCAAAGCGGAGAAGGUCGGAUACGGAGCCCUGCAGGGCAGCGUGACCGUCACGUCGCUGAAGUCCCGACUCGCUCCGACCAUCCAAACUGCGAUGUCAGCCGCGGUGGACACGCUCCUGGGCGAAGUGGUGCUCGUCCUCAACGAGACCCAGCAAGAGCUGCUGCACAAAGAGCAGGAGAACGAAAGGCUGAAGGUGCGCCUGGAGGUGUCCGAGCGGGAGCUGAAGACCCUGCAGGAGUGUCUGUGCAGCGCGCAGAAGCUCAUAGACCAGCUUCAGAUCUCGUACACGGGCAAUCAGACCAUCAGCCAGUCGGUCUUCGCCCCGUCGCUGUCUUCCAUGGCGUCGAUGGCGUCGGGCUUGGACCGGGACCACCAGAGCUCGCGCGGUGUGAACGGCGCGGGGGUCGACCUGGGUCUCGGCGGCCCUGUGGACGAGUCGCUUCACGGGUUCGAGCCGAGAGACGACUACAAAAUGUGCCAGCUUUCGAUCCAACCGGAUGGCUCGGUGACUAACCACGCUCUGGACUUCGACGCCAACACUUCCCACAUGUGCUCGGAUUCCAGCAGAGCCGACGAGAGGCAGUCUCAGGGACCGGGCGGAGCGUCCAGGUUCGAGAUCAAAGAGGAGCAGGGACCUGCUGCCGGCUCCGCUCAGUCGAACAGGAAGGACUCCGGCUUACGCGGCGACAACAGGGUCGGGGAUGACGAGCGGUCGUCCCACAGCAUGGGCGACCUCGGCUACGUUCAGGUCGGAGGCGAGGGAGGUUCCCAGCGUUCCUUCACCCAGCCUCUGCGCCACCAAAGAACGGCGCGGGACUGCGGCAGUGAUUUGCACGGUGGACUCGAUGGACAGAAACAGUUGGCUAGGACUCCUGGAGCCGGAAGAGGGGACGGCGUUUCGCCCGGCAGAGCGGAGGACUCGGCGGGACCUUCCGCCCCCGACGCAGUAGGGGAGCCGUCUCCCGACCGGCCCCACCACUGCCUGGAGUGUGGAAAGACUUUCCGUCUGAUCUCCAGCCUGAAGAAGCACAUCCGCAUCCACACGGGGGAGAAGCCUUACCCGUGCGGCGUCUGCGGCCGCCGCUUCCGCGAGUCAGGGGCGCUCAAAACCCACCUGCGCAUACACACGGGGGAGAAACCGUACUCCUGCUCCGAGUGCGGAAACUGCUUCCGCCACUUGGACGGCCUGCGCAAACACAGGCGCACCCACACGGGAGAGAAACCCUACGUGUGCGCCAUCUGCGGGAAGCGCCUGAGUCGCCUGCAGCACCUCAAGCACCACCAGCUCAUCCACACCGGGGAGAGGCCGUGCUGCUGCCCCUUCUGCAACCGCAGCUUUAAGGAGCCGGCGGCGCUGCGGAAGCACAUCCGCACGCACCGCGAGGGAGGCCACAUGGGGAUCGGGGCGAGCGACGACACGGACCCAGACGCCAUGGACGACAUAAACAACCUCCACCCGGCGGCCCCGUCCCCUCAGAUGAGGUUUGGGGAGUGGGGAGCUGAGGAGGACGACAGCUCUGUUGUGGACUGUGUGUAGAGAAUGAUUUAAACUCUCUGAGGGUUUUUUCCCGCCGUGGUGGGGAAAAACCUGAAAUAAGCUUUUGGUGUUAUUUGUAGACCGGACACAUAACAUCUGUUUCAUGCUGUUAGAGUGAAGAACCAGGCUGCAUAUAACCCUAGCCUUCCGUUUCAUUCAUACCUGACAUGUCUCACAGUCUAAGAUGUAAAAAUAACUUUUGAAUAUCCACUGUACAUUCUCCAACAGUUAGUGUUCUUGUGCAGACAUUCCUCAAGCAGCAGCAGCAGCAGCAGCUCACAGGCUGUUCUUGGCACUGACGGGGAGUUGCUGGCUUGUUGUCUUUUUGCCACUCUUUGGUUAAAUAAAUGGCAGAGCAGUUUCCCCUCUUUUACAACGGAAGUGCCGCCGACACUUGACUAAAUCAUCAACAGAGUCCCUGCUGCUGCUGCUGCUGCUGCUGCUGAUGUUCAAUCUGGUUCUGACCUGGAGAGUUCUCACCCCCUUUUUUAGUUUUAUCAUAUUUAACACAGAAAUCGGAGGCUGAAUUUGCCGUUUUAUUAUUUUUGGCUUUUGUGAGAAGACUGAACUGCUGAUCCUCAGGGCUGCUUCAUGCUUCAUGUCGGCUGUAUCUUUGUACUCAUCCACACCACGCUGCUUACCUUUUUCAAUCUGCUAGUCCUGUAUGGUGGUUCUAUUCAAGUUUUUGAAAGUGGACAAUUAAGCAGAUUAGUUACAGAUUACAGAUUAGUUAUUAGCUCUUUAGUUACAAUCAUCUUUUUUCUUAAUCUAAUAAAUUAUUUGUCCUACUUUUCUGGGUUAAAUAUUAUUGCAAAGCCAUAGAAGUCAAUUCCCAGCAAUAAUUGUCAAAACUACCCUGAGAAGCAAAUUGAAAACUACUAGCUGUCGAAAAAAUAAAGACUAUUUACAGCUGAGAAACUAAAUUUAAGAGGUCAGCACAGCCUUGAACUCCCUCCUAAUCAAGUGUAAGCUAAAUGCUGAAUUGAUAUAUUGAAUGCAUUUAUACCGUGCUCGGUGUGUGUGAGUCCCCAUGAAGCAUGAACCAACGUCCCGUUCUUAAUCUUGCCUCAGCUCUGAUUGAUCUGAGACCGACUGACGCUGUUACAUUUAAAGCAAGCAGGCUAAUGUUACCUCUCAUCACAAUCGUAAUAUUUUCAGUCAAGAUGAUGUAAUCUGUGUAAAAAAAAUAUCUAAGAUAGAAAUCUCUACACGGGUUAUGAUGAUACCACAAUUUAAAUCUUUGAUACAAUACUGAUAAAAAUCAAAUGAUACUGAAACUUGUUUUGAUACAUCACCACAACAACAAAAAAGUAUUAGUCCUAGGUAAACCAACAUUGGGUCAACUUUGUAUUUUAAUUGCCAAAAGUUGCAAGCAAUCUCCUUCACGUUGUCUAAACUGCAUAAAUUCAUGAGCUCUGUUUUCGGUAAAUAUGCAAAAAUGCAUCGGCGACGUUUACCAAAACGUUGCCAAAUGCAUUUGUACGAUUUAGACAGUGUGACAUUUUCUGCUGUGUGUGUGUUCGGCAUGAACAUAACUUAAGUGUCUUUAUGAGAUGCCAAAGCAACUUCAGAAACAUCAGUAUUCUCCAACCUGUACAUUUGGACGGCCCGCCACUGCUCUUUCUCUCGCUCGCAGCAACUUUGGGUUCAAAUACGGCCGAAGAUCUGAAGUUUAGUUUUAAAGCUUCUGUACUUCUGCGAUGUUCAAAAAGAUGUGGUAUUGAAAUAUUUGGCAACAUUAAUCUGUACAAACGUAUUUUUAAUUUCAACGUCACAUACACGAGGUCAUUUGAAUAGACGUGAUCCCACUUAGUGUCAGCGUCUGCACAGAUCUACAGCUUUACUGAUUCCAGUCUUUUUUAUCAUCUCUUCUCUUUUAUGGACCAUUUCUUAGCAUUCCCCUUUUUUUUUUUUUUUUAGUUCAAGCUGCUGCUGUACAUCCAGAGAGCCUCUUCUUUCUCUGGACUUGUUUUCUUGUUACCAGCCUGUUACUAGCGGACAUACUUGGGUGCUUGCAUGUGCAUAUCUGUCCUGUUAAAGCUGGCAGCGUUACCAUGCCAGAUGUUUCUGUAAAUAAGAAUAAAUCUGGAUUAAUGAGGGUUAACAGAUGUGAGAUAAGUGCAAAGACUUUUUUUUUUUUUUUUUCAAGAGCAACGCAACAGGAUUUGAAAACACCAGAAUGCUUAAAGUGCAUAAUAAAUGUAAAUAUAUAUACUCGUACUACACUUCUUCCUCGUGUUCUUCCUGAUGCUCUGAUGCGACUUGACCGGAAACAUCAGGGGCCUUUUAUCCUCUCAGCCUUACGAGCUAUACUGUCGGUCUCUGCUGUCUUUGAACAUGUGUACUAUACUAUAAUGUAACUAUUCUGUGUACAUAAAACAAGUGCGAGUCAUCUUAAGAGGCACUCCAAAUGUACAAAUCUGUUACCUUGUCCCUCAGAAUACACUUUGCCAAGGAAGUCUUUCCCCGGGACAAUCAUAUUUAUUGAUUUUUAUGUUACGCACAGGGCGGCCUUUGCAUGUAGGUUUGAACUGAAACAGCAUUGUCUCUUUUGAAGUCAGUGCUACAUGUUUUUCUUUUUUUUUUUGCUUCUGUGUUCAAUAUAUAUCCACCUCACAUCACAACCAUCCUGUUACCUGCUGUACAUGUUACUAUAUUAAAGGGCCUUGUUUCUACGUCG